Molecule: messenger RNA, 2257 nt
Organism: Eptesicus fuscus (big brown bat)
Lineage: Eukaryota; Metazoa; Chordata; Mammalia; Chiroptera; Vespertilionidae
Gene: PRKCZ
Product: protein kinase C zeta
Exons: 18
Coding region: 191-1969 (592 amino acids)
Biological process (GO): protein phosphorylation
Molecular function (GO): protein serine/threonine kinase activity; ATP binding; protein binding
Source: RefSeq, a predicted model, not a curated record
GCCGCCCAGUCCCGCGCGCCCGCCCUCCGCACGCCGCCCAAGUUCCGCCGAGUCGCCCCGACCGACGCCCCUCGGACCCCGCGCCGUGCGCCCUUCCGCGUUCCCCGCCGGCCCCACCUGGCGCCCGGCUGCGGGGGGCCCGCCAUGGCUCGAGCGCCCGGGGCGCGGCGCUGACGGCGGCCGGAGCGCCAUGCCCAGCAGGACGGGCCCCAAGAUGGACGGGAGCGGCGGCCGCGUCCGCCUCAAGGCGCACUACAGCGGGGACAUCCUGGUCAGCAGCCUGGACGCCGCCACCACCUUCGAGGAGCUGUGUGCGGACGUGCGGGACAUGUGCAGCCUCCCCCAGGGCCAGCCGCUCACCCUCAAGUGGGUGGACAGUGAAGGGGACCCCUGCACUGUGUCCUCCCAGAUGGAGCUGGAGGAGGCCGUCCGUCUGUCCUGUCAGCGCAGGAGCGACGGGCUUAUCAUUCACGUGUUCCCGAGCACCCCCGAGCAGCCCGGCAUGCCGUGCCCCGGAGAAGACAAAUCCAUCUACCGCCGCGGAGCCCGAAGAUGGAGGAAGCUGUACCGCGCCAACGGCCACCUCUUCCAAGCCAAGCGCUUUAACAGGAGAGCGUACUGCGGCCAGUGCAGCGAGAGGAUAUGGGGCCUGGCCAGGCAGGGCUACCGGUGCGUCAACUGCAAACUGCUGGUCCAUAAGCGCUGCCACGUGCUCGUCCCGCUGACCUGCCAAAGGCAUAUGGAUCCCGUCAUGCCGUCCCAGGAGCCUCCGGUAGAUGACAAGGACGACGACGCGGACCUCGCUCCCGAGGAGACUGAUGGCAUUCCUUACCUCUCCUCCUCCCGGAAACGUGACAGCAUCAAAGAUGAUUCUGAGGACCUCAAGCCGGUCAUCGACGGGAUGGACGGCAUCAAGAUUUCUCAGGGGCUGGGGCUGCAGGACUUCGACCUCAUCAGGGUCAUCGGGCGCGGGAGCUACGCCAAGGUGCUCCUGGUGCGGCUGAAGAAGAACGACCAGAUCUACGCCAUGAAGGUGGUGAAGAAGGAGCUGGUGCAUGACGACGAGGACAUCGACUGGGUGCAGACGGAGAAGCACGUGUUCGAGCAGGCGUCCAGCAACCCCUUCCUGGUCGGCCUGCACUCCUGCUUCCAGACGACCAGCAGGCUGUUCCUGGUCAUCGAGUACGUCAACGGCGGGGACCUCAUGUUCCACAUGCAGAGGCAGCGCAAGCUUCCGGAGGAGCACGCCAGGUUCUACGCCGCGGAGAUCUGCAUCGCCCUCAACUUCCUGCACGAGCGGGGCAUCAUCUACCGGGACCUGAAGCUGGACAACGUCCUCCUGGACGCCGACGGCCACAUCAAGCUGACGGACUACGGCAUGUGCAAGGAAGGCCUGGGCCCCGGAGACACGACGAGCACGUUCUGCGGGACCCCCAACUACAUCGCCCCGGAGAUCCUGCGCGGAGAGGAGUACGGGUUCAGCGUGGACUGGUGGGCGCUGGGCGUCCUGAUGUUCGAGAUGAUGGCCGGGCGCUCCCCCUUCGACAUCAUCACCGACAACCCCGACAUGAACACCGAGGACUACCUGUUCCAGGUGAUCCUGGAGAAGCCCAUCCGCAUCCCCCGGUUCCUCUCCGUCAAGGCCUCCCACGUCCUGAAGGGCUUCUUGAACAAGGACCCCAAAGAGAGGCUCGGCUGCCGGCCACAGACUGGAUUUUCCGACAUCAAGUCUCACGCCUUCUUCCGCAGCAUCGACUGGGACCUGCUGGAGAAGAAGCAGGCGCUGCCGCCCUUCCAGCCGCAGAUCACGGACGACUACGGCCUGGACAACUUCGACACGCAGUUCACCAGCGAGCCCGUGCAGCUGACGCCCGACGACGAGGACGUCAUCAAGAGGAUCGACCAGUCCGAGUUCGAGGGGUUCGAGUACAUCAACCCGCUGCUGCUCUCCACCGAGGAGUCCGUGUGAGGCGUCCGGGCCGUGGACACGCCUGUGAAUGACCCGCGCCCUGGCCGCCGCGCAUGCGUGCCGGGAGGACGCCGCCGGACCGCACCCGGCGCCUCGGGCGGAACAGGCCGCAGCCCGGCCCGCGCCGGGGAACUUGCUUCUUGUGCCCGCGGCGCGGAGGCCCGCGGGGACCGCGUCCGAGGGAGACACGGGCCCUCGAUUCCGAAGGUGCACACUUUCCAGACACCGCCCGGCCGCCGCCGGGGACCCACCUGUCAUGUCCCGAGGAAUAAACGUGCGAUGGUCAGA